Choloepus didactylus (southern two-toed sloth) is the source of this 1020-nucleotide messenger RNA. RefSeq names its product proline-rich protein 2-like. The transcript has 2 exons. The record is from RefSeq and is a predicted model, not a curated record. Bases 1 to 1020 code for a protein of 339 amino acids. Lineage: Eukaryota; Metazoa; Chordata; Mammalia; Pilosa; Megalonychidae.
AUGACAUCUGAAGAGCGAGUCCCAAAUCGCCGGCAACACCAUUCCCCAAAAGUGAUCAACACCUUCCACCAGCCUAGAACUCCCACGUCUGGGCAAGUUGGGGGCUCCCGAUUUCCUCAAGCCGGUCGCCGCGUGCGUCAGGCUGGUGGAAGGGGCACCGAAUUUGGAAGGAAAGCCGAGGUCCUUGUCCCACCGUGGGGUCUCCUCUCUGAGCCUCCCAUUCCGCGUGUGUGGAAGUUCGGUGGGGACCUUCCGCCAACCACCUCGCGGCCUGGCUGGCAGCAGGCUCCGACCUUCCGCUCUCCGUCCUCCCCUCACGACCCCCGGGCAUCGUGUCACCCACCGCGCCCCUCGGCCACGCACCCCAAAAGUCCCCCCGGAGUGAACGCAUGCGGGGCCCGUCCGGGGACCGUGACGCCGGCGACCGUGACGUCGGUGGCCCACCGUGCGUCACGGGCAAGGCAGGCGCCGGAAACUUUCCCACCCGCCACCCGGAGACCACCCGGCUGGCCCCGUCCGCGGCCUCCCCACGCCCGCGGGGAACGGCUCUUCCGAAACGAACCCAGGGAGGCUCCGCCGCUUCUGCGGAGCCCGGAAGAGCCACCAUGGCGCUCGCACAUCCGAGCUGACGCCCCGCAUGGGGGCGCCAGGACCACCGCGUCAGCCAGGGCCCGAGGCCCCUGCCGCAGCCACAGCGACGGCCCACGAGAACCUCUUACCUCCCGCCAGGGCGCCGGAGGCCAGCCGGUACGCACGGCGCAGGCGCGAGCGCGACGAGGCGGGGCGUCGCGAGGGGCGGGCCGGGCUAAGCUCCGCCCCGUCCCCGCCCCGUCCCCGCCCCGCGAGAUGGACGGGCGAGGGCGGGCGCGCAGGGGACAACAAACACCGAAAUGCAGUACGACGGGGCGGGCUGGGGGCUGCCUGCCCCGCCUCUGCUCCGCGAGGAGCCCUUGGGGGUUUCUUCCUAAAGAGCCCUGCCAACCCCAGCCCACAACUGUAUUAGAAAUUUUUAAAAAGUGA